AUGGCUGAAUCCUUGAAAAAGCCCUUCAGUGACAGUCUGAGUGAUAUAAAAGAACGAAUGAAAGAGAAAAGAAAUCAGAAACGGAUCAAGUUGGGUAAAAUCAGCCAGAUCUCCACUGCAAAGUGUAAAAAACCAACCAACAGCUCCACACAAAUCAAGAGCAUCCAAGCAAAUAACAGAGCUUUAGCUCAGGCUUUGCAGGAAGAAAAGCUCAAACUGAGGGAUGCCCAGGCUACCAUUCUUCAUUUAAGGAAAGACUAUCAAGAUCUGAAGUUUCAGAUGAUUGACUUCCAAAGAAAUUAUAGGUUCAACCGAGCACAAGUACUUGUUGAGAAUCGACUGUCAGCUUUGAAUGAGAUAAUUUCAAAAGUUUCUCAGAACUUACUGAACUCAAUUGAUCUCCUUGGCCCAGCAAAGAACUUGUGUUCCACAGAUGUGAAUCAGAGAGUGCUUUCUUCAGUUCUUGAAAAUAGUUCCAGUGUCCUAGGACAAAUAAGUUCAGUAGGACCUCUGCAGUCUGCUGAUGGAGAUGAUCGAGUACUUCCAAGUGAGAUGGAGGCUCAUACUGAUAGAAAUGAGCUGGCUCAUUCUGUGUCACAGAUCUGUGAGGAAUCUGACAAUGCCAUUUCCUUAAUCAAAAUAGUUCCAGACAAAGGGCGAACAUCUGAUUUUCAUCUGGACAACAUAGGGUCAGAGCUGGAAACUGUUUCUUCAGGUGGAGAGGAUGGAUUUGGUAACGUGUUACCAAAAAGCGUGUCCACCAGACGUCGCUAUUCAAAGAUGAGAAAUCACGAUGAACUUUGCACCGGUGUCUUGGACCAUUCAGAAGCACCCGAUUCAACAAGAGAGCUUUCUAAAAAGGAUGAAAUUAGACUUGAGGAAAGUCUAGAGAAGUGUACUAUAGAAAACAUCAACUCUGAUCUUUCUCAGUUGAAAGAAAACAAGGUGGACUCAAAGCUGGUGUUCAGGCGAAUAGGUUCUGAAACUGCACAGUUCAACUUGGACAAUAAUUCUGAUCUUAAACAGCGUGAGUGUAAAAGCAGAGAAGGCUCUCAAGUGAGGAAAGAGAAGCAUCGGAAGGGAAAACUGGAAUGGCCAAAAAAUACUUCCAGACAAAGACCAAAAAAAGGACAGGGUAAAGAGGCUUCCAAAGAAAAGUUGGAUUUCUUGGGUGGUUCUAAUGAUGCUUAUGACUUUCAUUUUGAAGAGUGUGUCCAUGUUACACCUUUUCGACAAAGUAAGGUGAAUGACACAGAUACUGAUGUAGAUGACAAAAAAGACUUACCUGAAACCAAUACCACCGAGUCAAGCGAUGCUGAAGAAGAUUCAGACGAUAGCCUCUAUGAACCUUAUAAGAGCAAAUCAAAGAAAAGGAAAAGUUCAGUGGACAAGCAAGACCCAUCGCCAGUCCAUGCGAGGCCGAGGUCUAAAAGAUGUUUGGCACAGCGUCAGCCGGAACUCCAUAAUGAAAAAGAGACUAAAAGCAGUGAAUCAAGUAACAAAUCUGUCAGGCAGCCUUCUGAGCCAUCUCGUGGUCAUCUCUGUGAUGUUACCAAUACUGCUUCACUGCUCCCUAGCACUGGGAAUGCACCUGCUGUCCUGGGAGGUGAAGGACCACUAUCUCCAAAACGCAAGCGAAGCUGUACUCUUACUGUGAGUUAUAAAGAACCAAGUAUUGUAAGGAAACUCAGGAGAGGAGAUCCAUUUACAGAUACAAAUUUCCUGAAUUCUCCAAUUUUCAAGCAGAAAAAAGAUGUGAAACGCCGUUCUGUGAAGAAAGCAUCUCUGUCAAAAUACAAUGAGAAAUUUGUUGGUUGUUGUUGA
This is a messenger RNA of Antrostomus carolinensis (chuck-will's-widow), 1824 nucleotides long. It is a transcript of the gene SGO1, whose product is annotated as shugoshin 1. The coding region runs from base 1 to 1824 and encodes 607 amino acids. The record is from RefSeq and is a predicted model, not a curated record. Gene Ontology annotation, cellular component: chromosome, centromeric region. The transcript is spliced from 8 exons. NCBI's taxonomy places the organism in Eukaryota, Metazoa, Chordata, Aves, Caprimulgiformes, Caprimulgidae.